This is a messenger RNA of Malaya genurostris, 1661 nucleotides long. Its product is annotated as zinc finger protein 300. Gene Ontology annotation, biological process: regulation of immune system process; regulation of cytokine production; negative regulation of transcription by RNA polymerase II. NCBI's taxonomy places the organism in Eukaryota, Metazoa, Arthropoda, Insecta, Diptera, Culicidae. The coding region runs from base 117 to 1661 and encodes 514 amino acids. The record is from RefSeq and is a predicted model, not a curated record. The transcript has 4 exons.
GGCGCGCGUGCUCCGAACAGCUACCGCGUUUAUUCGAACGAGUCCUUUUACGCGCGUGAGGUAAUCCUCCACACUGCAUGAAACCUGAGUCUGUGACGACUGUGUGAUAAAAUACUAUGGGAUUUACCGAUAGCAGAAUGAGUGAUUUAAAUUUUCUUCCAAAAAAGCACACGAACUUCACAAUCGAAAAUAUCCUUUUAAGGACCAAUGAAAAUAGCAAAAAGUCACACGAAGUAGAGAAGAACCCAGAGUUAUCAUCGAAAACGGAUAUCAAAUGCGAACAAUAUGACCUUAAACAGUCUUCAUCAACAGUGUCACCGUCGGUUGUACCCUCAUCAUCAUCAUCAUCGUCAUCAUCACCAGCCGUUCAACGUCCCCUGAAUCGAGUUCUAGCCAACCCUUGGUGCUCGCGGGGACCGUUAAUGUUUGACCCGAAGAUUGUCGUUUACGCAAAACCAGCGACGGUCGUGGAGUCUACAGUAUCAGCAACAGAAACAGCUGCCUUAACAGAAACGUCCUCGAUAGCACCUUCUUCCAGUAGCCCAUUGAUACCGAUGAUGAAAGCGGAAGUCGAGAGAAAAGUGAUGCUAGGCGCGUAUGCUAAUAGCAGUGUAAUUGAACGAAACAGAUUAUCUAUCAAUUAUCCCUAUCCGGUCGGGUUUUUCAAUGCCUAUGCAGCAGCAGCAGCAGCAUCCAUGGCAACACAUCAUCAUCAACCAGAGCAGCACCAGCCAAGUGUCACAAUUCCGACAGCCCUUAACAGCUUAUACCAAAUCGAAAAGAGUGAUGAAAAUCAAAACAGUAUUUACAGUUCCGCGAGCAGCACAGCCAACAGUGUCGGCAUAGAUGCGAACAGUAGUGAUAUGCACCCUUUCUUCGGGAUGGAUGCCAGUGAUAUGCUAGGAUACAGCUUAGCGUCGACAGUGACGACUUCGGUUGGGCCGUUCACGCUCGGCUUUCCGGAAUACACAUUUCAGUGUCAAAUAUGUGAUAAGAUUUUCGGUAGCCAGGACACACUGAUGAUUCACGAGAAAACACAUAAAACGCCGCGUUUCGAAUGUGAGGAGUGCGGAAAAGGAUUUUCUCAAUUACGCAACUACAAAUAUCACAUUUCGGUUCACCGUGGAACGAAAGAAUUCGCUGCAAAAUGUCCGGAAUGCGGCAAAGUAUUCAACGACAAGGGAUACCUCAGUAGUCAUCUAAAAAUUCACCGGAACAAGAAGGAAUACGCCUGUCCACACUGUCCGAAGUCAUUUAAUCAACGUGUAGCAUUCAACAUGCAUGUGCGGAUUCAUACAGGAGUAAAACCACACAAGUGUAGCGAAUGUGGCAAGAGAUUCUCCAGGAAAAUGUUAUUGAAGCAACAUCUUCGAACACAUUCGGGAGAGAAACCCUAUCAAUGCUCAGUAUGUGGUAAGAGUUUUGCUGAUCGUAGUAAUAUGACACUUCACCAUCGACUUCACUCAGGCAUUAAACCUUUUGCAUGUCCGAUCUGUCCAAAAGCAUUCACCAAAAAGCAUCAUUUAAAAACUCACCUAAACUAUCACACUGGGUAUAAACCAUACAAAUGUCCGCAUAUCAACUGUGGCCAAACAUUCACGCAGUCCAGUAAUAUGCGAACUCAUGCCAAAAAAUGUCAGUUCAAACCAACAGAUGGAUGA